Molecule: messenger RNA, 2943 nt
Organism: Neogale vison (American mink)
Lineage: Eukaryota; Metazoa; Chordata; Mammalia; Carnivora; Mustelidae
Product: collagen alpha-1(I) chain-like
Exons: 5
Coding region: 1-2943 (980 amino acids)
Source: RefSeq, a predicted model, not a curated record
AUGGGCGGCCCCGGUGCCGCGGGAGAGUCCAAGCCCCUGAGGCGGCCGGACGUCCGGGCGUCUGUUGGUGGCCCCUCCGUGGGGACGGAGGCGGCCGCGUCCUCUGGGGUGGUGGCCGAGGGGGAGAGGGGGGUCGCGGGGGGAGGUGAGCGUCCAGGGGAGGCGCGGAAGUCCCAGCCCACCUGCGAGGCCAAAAGGCUUGGCCCGGAGGAGGCGACAGGGCAAGGCUUGGGCUGGACGGGGCGGCUGGCCUGGUGCGGGCGCCCUGGCCACGGGGCCAGGGAGAAGCCAUGGAGCUUGGGCCAAAAGGGGGUGCGUGCCGAAGCGCUGCCGAGGCCCCUGCCUGGCCACCGAGAGCCACCCGCCCGCCCUGCCAAUCCACCUGCCCCGCCGGCAGCGCCCUCAAAACGCCGUGCGCCUCCUCCCCUUCCACCGCCGCUCAACCUGGGGACCCGCUCCGGCCUCAGCACCUCAGCACGCCGGCCUCCCGCGCUCCGGGCUCCCGGCUGCCACCGGGCCUGGCCACCGGGGUCCUGGAGACGUGCAAAAGGUUGGCCAGCUGCGUUGGCCGGGAAUCGAACCCGGGUCAACUGCUUGGAAGGCAGCUAUGCUCACCACUAUACCACCAACGCUGCACAGCCCGGGCCGCCCCCAGACGCACGCCCAGGGUUCGGCCCCGGCGUCUGCACCCGCUCUGGUCACCGCCUCUGGUCACCGCCUCGGCGGCCCAGCGCGCCUCGGCCCUGCCCCGACGACCCGCCCAUCCACAGCGCCGCGCUGCCGCACGGGCCAGCAGCGGCCGCCCGCCGUCCCACCCGCGCCAGCCCCACGCGGCUGGGCGGCUCCGUGGGCCCGCCCGCCUGCCAGCCAACCGCCUCUGGGGGGCGCUGGCGCCGCCCGGCCGCUCCUGGUACCACCCCCCACCCCCCACCCCCCUUUUGCCGGCCGGGAAACCCCGUCCCCCGAGAUCCGCGUCCUUCCGACCACGUGCUCGCCCCCGGCGUUCUCCACAGGGUGCUGGGGGAGGCCACAUCCCGCGCCCACGGAGGACCCGACACAACCGAGGCCCCCCCCCCCCCGGCCGGACCGGGCAGCGUCGAAUCACCGGGGAGCCCGGGGCGGCCGGCCACUCGUCAGGCGCCCUGGGCACGACGGAAGGCCCUGGCUGGACUGUGGCGAGCCCGCAGGCGCGCGGCCCCGACGCCGAGGAACGCAAAAGGGUGGCGGUGGUGGACGGGGAGCAGGCGGGCGGCCGUCGUGGCCCUGGCGGCCUCUGGCCGCACGCUGGAGGAAGGAGGACAAGUGCGCCGGAGGGGCCAGCGUUCGCACAGAGCGGGGGCGGCGCCCGCGGCGCCCAAAAAAGGACGUCUGGCCUCCCCGUCGGGGAAUCGAACCCCGGUCUCCCGCGUGACAGGCGGGGAUACUCACCACUAUACUAACGAGGACGGCGGCGGCCAUCCGGCCGCCCGACCCCUCUGCGCCUGCCUGCCCACGCCUACCCCUGCCCUCGACGCCCCGCCUUCCAUCGGCGCCCGCCGCCUGCCGCACCGGACCCGACCCCAAACCAACGUCGUCCGCCAUCCCAGCAGCCCCACUGCCCGACUCGGGGCGGACCCCGCACCCGGACGCCCGCCCAAUACUCCCCGGGCGCCGCGGCCUCUGGCCUGCCAGGCGGGGAUCGCGCGGGGAGAAGCCGCCCCACAGGACAAGCGAGGCUGCGACCAGGAGGACGGGCGCCCACGAAGGGCAGAGGCCGAGGAGGGCGAGGGGGAGGAGCGGGGGGUGGGGUGGGGCGGGGAGCUGCCAGAGAGGCGGGCCCGACGCCGCCCUCUGGGUGCGCGGUCGGGGCUGUGCGAGGGCGGAGGCGCCAGGCGAGUCGGCGGGCUGUGCUCCCGCUCGGCGGCGGCGCGCGUCCCCUCGCUGGCGCACACACGCCGCCGCCAGCCUGCGGCAGCCUUGGCGCCGGGUCCCAGCCAGGCGAGCGGCGACGCGCUCAGCCCCGUCGUCAGGAUGGCCGAGCGGUCUAAGGCGCUGCGUUCAGGCUCGUGCCCGCAUGAACAGUGCCUCGCUCUCAGAGCCGUGCGCCUCCGCCACCGGGAGCAGCCGGUGGCCCGCGCCGCCCACGAGCCUUUUCCACCUGGACGCCUUCCCCUGGCCACACCUGCCUGCCUCCGGCCGCGGACCCAGGUGGCCCAGCCACCUGCUGGCGGGCCCACCACGCGGCCCUGCCGUCAGUGGGCCUGGCCCAGGAGUCCAACCCGGCAUUAUUGCUCCUCCCCCGAGCGCUGGGCGGAAGGAAGCCCUGCAUCCCCAGGCCUCCCACCUGGGCGCCCCAAGCCCGGCCCGCCCGGCCAGAACCCGAGGACCCCAGCGCGCUCCCUCAACGCGCUCCCUGUCCGCCAGCUAGCCAGCAGCGCCUCCGCCAGCGCUCCUGCCUCUCCACCACCGGCCCGAGUUGGACCCCCAGGGAGAGCUCCCGGCCAGAGCUCAGACACCUCGCUUCGCUCUCCUGGCCUCAGCGGUACUCGGCGGCGCCCGCGGCGCUCGGGGGCCUCCAUGUCCUAUGCACGACACGCGUGCGGCGCGCACGAGCCCCCGCAGACACCCACCCCACCACCCACACACCCCCACCCACACUCCCGCCACUCCACGGCACCCCACGUGCGCACACACGGCCGCGGCUCCGUUCCCCAGCCCCGCGGGAUCGCGCCCACACGGCCCGGGCGGGAAAGCCAUCCGCCAAUGGGCCUUUGGGGUGGGCGGAGAGUAGCUGCCCAAGGGAACGGCGGCGCUCAGCGGCACCUGCCCCAGACGAUCGCCCGCGGUGGGUGGUGUUGGGGCUCUGGCCCGGCUUCCUCCGGCUCCUGGCUUCCGCGGGCGACCCCGGCAGGGCAGCGUCUGGCGGCGGCCCUGGACCAGGGAGAAAACGCAGGAGGAGCCUAG